Peromyscus maniculatus bairdii (prairie deer mouse) is the source of this 2372-nucleotide messenger RNA. RefSeq names its product transmembrane and immunoglobulin domain containing 2 (gene Tmigd2). Gene Ontology annotation, biological process: B cell receptor signaling pathway; B cell differentiation. Lineage: Eukaryota; Metazoa; Chordata; Mammalia; Rodentia; Cricetidae. Gene Ontology annotation, cellular component: B cell receptor complex; external side of plasma membrane. The record is from RefSeq and is a predicted model, not a curated record.
UCCUCCAGAGCAUGGAUAUCCCGGUGUGAUAUUGGGAGGAAAGAGAGAGCACCUAGGCAGAAGUCAGGGUAUCUGGCUUUGGCCUCAGGUCCUGGCUUGUGACCUCGGAGGCACCCCUUAUGCACCCCCACAUCGUCUCCAUUUGCUCCUCAAAUUGGCACCCCAGGGGCUCUGAGAACUGUCCUUUGAUGGCUCGUGGUUCAGAACAAUUCCAGGAAGCGCCCAGUGAGAAAGUAGGUCACACAGUGGUGGAGUGUGAGACUCUGAACUCUACCGCACUGACCACUGACCCCGGACUGGGACUGAGGCUGAGGGCUGACGGCUAGGACCUCCGGGCUCCAACUUUGCCCAGGCCUUGGAGCAGCAACCAGAACCUGUAAGAGACAGAACUGGCCUCGACGGACCGAGACUGCUUCGUUCACCCAGACAGGGAUCCCAGCCUCCCACGGGGUUGGCUGACCACAGACGGGCUUGGGGACAGCUACGAUAGUCGUAUAGAUAUACACAGCCCACCAGGAAGUCACUGAUGUCCUUGUGGUUUGACUGAGAACAGAGUGACUGGUUUUUGCUACCAGAGCAGGUCUCUCUCUGUAGCUCACAGAAAUCUGGAACUCACAGAAAUCCAACCUGCCUCUGCCUCCCGAGUGCUGGGAUUAAAGGUGUGCGCCACCACACCUGUGAGUCACUACAGAAAUCCGCUGACAUGGCCUGUACCUGCUCCAUGUGAGGCCUGGGCCUCAUGCCCUGCACUGAAACAAGCCGACGACUUAGGGACCCUGGAACUGAGGCAGAGGGAUCUUAAUGUAUUGACUGACUUUUUGAGAAGUGUCUCAUUGCCCAGACUAGCCUCGUGCUCCCUAUGUAGCCAAGGCUGCCCUUGAACUCGAUCCUCCUGCCUCCACCUCCCCAUCACUGGGAUGACGGGUGUGCCCUACCAUGCCUGUUUUGUGGGGUUCUGGGGCUGGAACCCAGGCCUUGCACUCGCUGGACAAGUGCUCGGCUCACUGAGCCCAGCCCCGGGCUCCCUCAUCUGGCACUCAUUCCUUGCUGUCCCUCUGUCCUACACUCUGCUGUGGCUCUUCCUCUGUCCUCUGUAGUAUCUUUCAGAGAGAUUUUCACUCCCAUGAACCCAGUCUCUACAUCCACAGAUGGAUGCAUACUUCCUUUUUUGAUGUAGAAUGCUUUGGGGAAACUGAGGCACGGGGUGGAAGGAACUGGACCCUCUUUCCCCACAGCCUGAAACACAGGAUGUAGGUCUGCCUGCCCUCUGUGUUUCUCCGCCCCCCAUGUCACCUCAGUGGGGGUGGAGUGGACGCUGUGACAGGAAGAGUGUGUGUGGGGGCUGGGCGAGCCGGGUGCAGCAGGGCGGGCCUGGGACCUGGAUGGCUCAGGGAUGGGCUCUCCUGGCUGGACAUUCAUCCUGCUGCAGCUCUGGGGCCUGCAGGGAGCUGUGAGCCUGAGUGUGCAGCAGUGGCCCCCGUGCGUGAAUGUGACACAAGGCGGCGAGAUGUCACUGUUCUGCGGGGUGAAGCAGAGUCAGUCCUGGGAGAGGCUGCGUGUGGAGUGGGCCCGGAACAACGUCGUUUUUUGCCACCUGCUCAUCUCCAAUGGCAGCCUCAACCCUGAAGACUGCAAGUUUCGGGGACAGCUGUCCUGGUGGCCACCCGCAAACUUCAGCCUGCGGCUGGACCACGUGAGCCUUAAUGACAGCGGGGACUACGUGUGCCGGGCCACCCUGGAGAUCCCCAAGUUGCAGAAGGCCAAGGGCAACGGGACCGCAGUCAAUGUAAAAGCAGGUGGCCUCCAGCUGCAGGAGACCCCCCGCCCUUCAGGGCUCCUGUUGGCGCUUCUGGUGGCUGGGGGUGUGGUGGCAGCCUUGGUGGUGCUGGGUGCUGUGUUGUGGGGUCUCAGCAGGUGUCGUCGGGAGGACUCGGGGGAGAGCACCUGCCCAGAAAAUUCUUUCUACAGCAAUGUCCUCUACCGGCCCCGGGAGGGUCCACGCAGGCUUCAGGACCUGCCUAAGGAGAAGGACACAGCCAGGGACCAGAGAGCCCAGGCCAUCUAUCUCCCCACCUUCCCCAAGCCUGCCCCGCGCCAGCAGCUUCCCGUCAACAAACCCAGCCCCAGGCCCAGGCCCGGCCACACCAUCUCUGCCCACUGUGAGUCUCUCGCGAGCCCCAGGAGGUAGGGACAGGCCACAUGCCAAGAGGGAUCCUGGAAGUCGAAAGAGGCUUUGGAGACCCCUAAGAACCCAAAAUGGACCUGGACAAGAGCUCUGUGAGGGCGUCGCUGUUUCUAUAAGGAGAGGGGGCGUCCGACAGCUCCAGGCUGAGAUCAAUGACAUGACCCAGGGACUGUUAAUAAAGGCUCCU